Messenger RNA from Malassezia japonica, 480 nucleotides. RefSeq lists its product as uncharacterized. NCBI's taxonomy places the organism in Eukaryota, Fungi, Basidiomycota, Malasseziomycetes, Malasseziales, Malasseziaceae. The transcript has 2 exons. Bases 1 to 480 code for a protein of 159 amino acids. The record is from RefSeq and is a predicted model, not a curated record.
AUGCCCUACUCGUUGGUCCCCUCCCUGCUUGGCGCCACGGCUGCCGGUGUGCUGCUGUAUGCAGUGCAUGAGGCAAUGCAGGACCAGACGCAGUUCAUGGUGUCGACCAUGCAGGCCAAGGCGGACGCCUUGGACCGCGCGCAUGAAUUUGACAAGAAGAGCGGCGAGCGUCUCGUGCCGCUGCAGCCUUCUGCGUACCGCCCUGCGCAGCCCUCGUUCUGGGAGGAAGUGCAGUCGCGGUGGAACCACCACGUUGUCGGCGCGGUGAACGCUGUGCGCGAGGCCGACCCCAUGUCGGUCUUUGGCAAGACGGAAACGCGCGUCGAGCGCGCGGCGGACGGCACGGCGUCGGCCAUGAUCGAUGCGCUGCACUCGCUUGCGCCGCAUGCGCCCGACGCACAGCCCAAGAUUGGCAUCCUGAACCGGACGUACGGCGAUGCCAACACGCACUACCUCGGCCAGGGCGCGUCGCUCCGUUAA